Molecule: messenger RNA, 4661 nt
Organism: Ceratitis capitata (Mediterranean fruit fly)
Lineage: Eukaryota; Metazoa; Arthropoda; Insecta; Diptera; Tephritidae
Gene: spel1
Product: DNA mismatch repair protein spellchecker 1
Exons: 16
Coding region: 72-4406 (1444 amino acids)
Biological process (GO): mitotic recombination; mismatch repair
Cellular component (GO): nucleus; MutSalpha complex
Molecular function (GO): mismatched DNA binding; ATP binding; ATP-dependent DNA damage sensor activity
Source: RefSeq, a predicted model, not a curated record
UAAAAAAGAAGCAUUUGUAAGUGGGCGCAAUUUAGAUAAAAGCUGAAAUUUUAAAUAUUAAAAUUUAUAAUAUGGAAGUAAUAAAUGCCAAUAGACAAGAACCGCAAUUAAAUCUAGACAUUAAUGGCCAACGAAGCUUCGUGAAAUACCAUGCCAAAUUGGAGGAAAAACCAACAACGACAGUGCGAUUCUUUGACCGUACUGACUUUUAUUCUGUUCACGGCGCAGAUGAUUGCGAAUUAAUCGCAAAGCUAGUUUACAAGUCGACUGCAUUUGUGCAUCAACUUUUGCCUGAUGAACCAGACAAGCUUAGCUAUGUUACAUUAUCAAAAGCAAAUUUCAAUAUGGCUGUACGUGAACUACUGCUUGUGCGAAAUUUUCGUGUCGAAGUUUAUGUGCGCCCAGGUGGAGCUUCAACUACAAGUAAUAACUGGUGCCUUGAAUACCGUGGUUCGCCGGGAAAUUUAAUACAAUUUGAAGAAAUACUAUUUGGUAACAAAGAAAUACUUGUGAGCAAUAAUUUGUUAUCUUUGCAAGUACGUUUGGUUGAUGGUAACCAGCGACGGUUGGGUGUCGCAUUUGUCGAGCAGAACGAUUGUCAGUUUCAUGUAUUAGAGUUUGUUGACAAUGAUUUCUUCACUGAACUAGAAGCAAUAGUGGUAUUAUUGGGACCAAAAGAAUGUCUAUUACCUUCAUUAGAUGGGGAGUACAUUGCGGUGAAAAAUCUAUUAGAGCGUAACAAUGUAGGUGUUACAAUACCAAAGCGAUCAGCGGCAACACCUGCGGAGAAAAAUGACUUAUUGCAAGAUUUAAAUCGCUUGAUACGUUUUGCAAAAGGGCAACAGGAGGACGCCUUAACGUUUCCAGAAAUGCAAUUGACCAUGGCUAUGGAAGCGCUACGGGUGGCAAUCAAAUAUCUGAAUCUAACCAACGAUGCUAGUAAUUUGGGGCAUUAUGAAAUUAAACAGCUUAAUCUAAAACGUUUUGUACACUUGGAUUCGGCAGCAGUAGCCGCCCUUAAUAUUCUACCUAAACCGGGCACACAUCCCAACUCACCAGGCUAUCACUGGCAAAGUAUACUAGGGGUGCUCGAUCAUUGUCGCACUCCACAAGGUCAUCGUCUGCUUGCCCAAUGGAUUAAACAACCACUCCGUAGUAUUGAAAUUCUCAAUGAUCGUCAUGACAUUGUGCAAUGCCUUUUGGAAUCGCCCGGAACACUGAGCACACUUCAUGAUGACUACCUCAAACGUAUACCUGAUGUACUAAUGUUGACCAAGCGUCUGUUGCGUCAAAAAGCAACCAUGCAGGAUCUAUUUCGCGUUUAUCAAGUUGUUUUACGUACGCCACGCAUAGUCAACACGCUAUUAAGUCUCGAAAAUGCCACAGUGAAAAAUGUAUUAUGCAAUGCAAUGAAAAGCUUCUUAGAAGACUUGUCUGGCUUAAAGCAGUUAGUGGAACAGGUGGUAGAUUUUGAAGCAAUUGAAGCGGGUGAUUAUCUUGUAAAGGCGUCUUUUGAUGAAAAUUUGCAAGACAUGAAAAACGAUAUGUCACGUCUAUUAAGCAAAAUGGAGCGUUUACAGCAAAAAGCUGCCGAUGACUUGAAUAUGGAAAAAACUCAAGUACGAUUGGAUAAUGUUGCGAAAAUUGGCUAUCACCUUCGAGUUACAUUAAAAGAUGAUUCGGCGUUACGUAAAAAUAAAAAUUAUAAAAUUCUUGAUGUAGUUAAAGGUGGUGUACGUUUUACCAACGAAAAGCUUUCCGAAUAUAGCGAAGAGUACAGUAGUUUGUGUGAAAAAUAUGAAGAGCAGCAAAAGUCGGUUGUUGAAGAAAUCAUAAAAGUAGCCAAUGGCUAUGCGGCAACACUUUGUUCUUUGAAUAACGAAUUGGCACAAUUGGAUUGCUUAGUGAGUUUUGCUAUUGCUGCAUUAGCAGCUCCCACACCUUAUGUGCGGCCGAAAAUGCAUAAGGAGGGCACAGGUGUGCUGAUGUUAAAGGAUUUGCGUCAUCCUUGCUUGGAAUUGCAGGAACAUGUAACAUUUAUUGCAAAUAGUGUGGCUUUUGAAAAAGAUGCUUGCAAUAUGUUCAUCAUUACUGGUCCCAAUAUGGGCGGUAAAAGUACCUAUAUACGUUCCGUUGGUACAGCUGUCUUAAUGGCACAUGUUGGUGCUUUUGUACCAUGUAGUGAGGCUACUAUCACCAUGGUUGAUUCGAUAUUGGGCCGUGUAGGCGCUAGUGAUAACAUCGUUAAAGGUUUGAGCACCUUUAUGGUGGAAAUGAUCGAAACUUCAGGUAUUGUACGGACUGCUACCGAAAAUUCGCUAGUAAUUAUAGAUGAGCUGGGUCGUGGCACAUCAACUUACGAGGGUUGUGGUAUAGCCUGGUCCAUAGCAGAACAUUUAGCCAAACAAACGAAGUGCUUCACGCUCUUCGCCACACAUUUCCACGAGAUUACUAAUCUCGCUGAAACAGUGCCAACGGUCAAAAAUUGCCAUAUGGCCGCUGUGGCUGAUGCCGAAAAUUUCACACUUUUAUAUCAAGUACGCCCUGGUAUUAUGGAGAAAAGUUUUGGAAUACAAGUUGCACGCUUAGCCAAUUUCCCAGAUGUUGUCGUUCAAACAGCCCAACGUAUUUAUAGCGAGUUUGAAGAUGAAUAUACCGAGAAACAGAGUCAAAGUGAUAAAGAAUUGUUGGACAAAAUUGAUGCAGCUUUGGAGCGCCUAACAACAACCGGCAAUGAUGUUGAUAUCAAUGAGGCGGAGUUGAGUGAAUUGGUUGCAACGUUUGCAAAAGAUAUUAAAAAUCUCGACAGCGAGUAUUUCCGUGCUCUACGGUCGAAACUUGCAAACCCAUAUAUAACGAAAUUUAUCAUGGCUUUGCUACGACAGUGUGGCGCUGCUCUAGGUCGCCAAUAUGUUGUGCAGCAGAUGAUGCUUAAAUCGUUAAUUAUUGGUGGAGGCCAGCGUAGUGCACAGCUGUUGCUUCAACCAAAAAUUCUAGCUACGCCAAAUAAUUCUGGAGCUGUGCGUGGCUACAAAAAGUUUGGUCACAAAGAUGAGCCCACACCACGUAUAACGAAGUAUUUUCAUGCUUUCGUUGGUACCUUGUUUAUUCUAACUUUGUUGGAUUGGAAGAAAAUUAAGCGUGCUAUUUUGCCUAAGGUAGAUGCAGAUGCUCCAAAACCAAAAGAUAUACCUGAUAAGACCAAAGUAAAAAACAAUGAAGACGGUGAUACCGAAGAAUCUGAUAGCGACGAGCCCGCAAUUUGUAAAACCAAACGCGGUCCGCAGGACAAAAUGGGUUUCCGCGAGCGCAAGAUCAUCGAAUAUGAAAAUCGUAUACGUCAAUUUUCUACACCUGAUAAGGUAUUUCGUUACUUUGCCACUAUACAAGUGCCAACAGCAGAUGAUCGCUAUGAGAUUUUUAUGACACCACAAGAUUUUCUAACUAGUAUGACGCCAGGCAUGAAGCAACCAGAGGGUUUGGGACUAGAUCAAUAUCGCCGAUAUGAUCCGAAGGAUGUCGCAGAAUGCUUGAAAUUGCAUUUGGCUAAGGAUAGUAUAUUUUAUAAAUUGGGUUCGUACGGCCUAAUUACAUUUUCCGAUUACAUAUUCUUGUUGACUGUGCUAUCAACCUCUCGUCGACAUUUUGAAAUCGCUUUCCAAAUGUUCGAUCUGAAUGGUGAUGGUGAUGUGGAUAGUGAAGAAUUUGAAAUGGUUGCCGAUUUGGUGCGUCAGCAGACAACAAUCGGCAGCAGACAUCGAGAUCAUGCUGCUACCGGCAAUACAUUCAAAGGUGUAAACUCCGCUUUGACACAUUAUUUCUUCGGGCCGAAUCUGGAUCAAAAAUUGACCAUACAAAAGUUUAUACACUUUCAAACGCAAUUGCAACGUGAAAUUCUCACACUGGAAUUUGAGCGUAAACGUCCGAAUAGUGAGGGUCUCAUUACUGAGGUGGACUUCGCUGAGCUGCUUGUGGCCUAUGGGGGGUAUUCGCAUAAAAAGAAGUCGCGCAAAUUGAAGCGUGUCAAGCGUAAAUUCAAAGAGAACAAUUUGGGCAUCUCUAAAAAGGAUUAUCUUGAUUUCUUUCACUUUUUAAAUAACAUCAAUGAUGUGGACACCGCAUUGACAUUCUAUCAUAUUGCGGGCGCUUCGAUUGAUCAAGCAACGCUUAAACAUGUGGCUAAAACAGUGGCUAUGGUGGAUCUACGGGAUCAUGUAAUUGAUGUUAUAUUCACCAUUUUCGAUGAAGACAACGAUAAUCAGUUGAGUAAUCGUGAAUUUGUUGCCGUUAUGAAGAAUCGCUUGCAACGUGGUUUGGAAAAGUCAAAGGAUACGGGUUUCAUUAAAAUGAUGCGUUCGAUGUUGAAAUGUGCCAAGGAGACAAAGCCAGUGCUUUUGGAUUUGUAGAUGGGCCAGGGAAUGAAGAGCUAGUUAAUUACUCCACGACUGUUUGUUCUAAGAACGCUGACUUUUAGUUAAAUUAUAUAUGCAUAAUUGUUAUUCACCUAUGUAUGUACGCAUAUGUAUGUGCAUUUCCUAUUUGGUAGAAACGACAUAUUUACUCGAAUUUGCCAAAAACUUUUUGCAAUGCAUAUAAUAUAACCUAGAAAUAUUUGAGUUAAUUUAUUUGAUUUGUUAAAUAAUAAAAGUUCAAUUAUGAAA